AUUUGGUUCAGGAGAAGUAUGUUAGCUUUGAUCUUGGGUUUACUUCAGUUUACCAUCGGUACCUAACUGAUAAGGGACAUCAGCUAAUACCAGAGGCGCGAAAUCACCCGCAUUAGUUGUGAUUCAAUAUCCGAGUUGAGUCGUAAAAGUUAUCAAGAUUUACGUCCCAAGAUUCCUUUUAACCGAAGCCAUGUCGGCCUGUAGGCGUAAACAACACGGCGUUAAUUCAACGUUUGGAAAUAGCCAAAGUUAUUUUAUUAGAUCAAAAAUCUUAUAAAUGUAUACGAGAAAAUAGAAUAAAUACUACUGUAAUAUUAAUACCCCUUUGUGUAAUUGUUUAAUCUUUGAGGUAAGAAUAAAGAUGAAUAAAUGUGAAAAAAAGUCAAUCACUUCUCUGUCGACAUUUAUUCAAAGGCUGCAGUUUAUGAGUCGACGUUGGUACGGUCACGGCAAUAUCUGGCGACGUUAGUAAAUAUACGGCAAUUUUUGUAGUCAAUAAUACACUGUAUUUUUAGCUGUCGUCUUUAGUACACUCUCAGAACAUUUUGUGUCGUCACUAAUACCCUUACAACAUUGUCGUCACUAGUUAAGCGAACUGGGGUAAAGCGCUGAAUGGCCUUAGUUGUCUCAGUGCUCGGCAUGUAUGCCAAAAUGUCUAUACAUCAAUAAACCAUAAGAAAAUAUAAUUUAGUUUUGUUUUAUCGCAGCUGACCUUUCCCUCGGCACCAUCAACAGUCUUGUUUCCGACGGAUCAGUCACUGUGAACUUUGCCUUCGGUUAGGCCGGGCUUCUUCAUUCCCAUAAACUUCAGAGCUUCUUUUAUAAACGUGUUUUAACCCUGGCGUCAUAUAUAUGUAUGUGUAUAUAUAUCUAUAUAUAUUGUAAUGAAACAAGGAUUUACCACUUCUAUCUUUUUCUUCGAAGUCGAACCUGUUGGUAUUUCCCACACCUCAGUAAGACGCAAGAGUGGACUUCCUGUGUGUGUGUGUGUGUGUGUGUGCGUGCGCUUUAAGCCUUGUUGGUGUAGAGUCGUGUAAUAUUCUGUAGGCACGGGAGGUCACCUUUUGCAGCAAAAUCUUUUCUUUCAUAUCUAUGAAUUUAUUUUCAUUGAUUUACUACUUCCAGAGUAUUGCUUUUGACUUACAUCAGUGACUGCCGAGAACACUGAUAGUGAACUGAAAAUGUCAGCGUCAGAAGGUCCAUUUUCAGUUUUUUUUUUUUAUAGAUAAUGCAAAAUUGAUGACAUUUACUUGCGAGGAAAUUGCCCUUCUCAUCAGAUGUCUUUGAAUCGUCAAUGGCUUUUGCAGGGAACCGAAAACACUGGUCCCCGAAAGAAGUGAGUAAACGGAGAGAUGAAAAUUUCAUUGUAGUUGCCGAUCUGCGUGAUGUUCAAAAGCUUCUUCGGAAGCUUGAACAUUUCUUCCGUUUUGCACUUAAGAUCAGCUCCUUGCAUUGUGAUGCCAGUUCGCUAUUAAACCGUUUCCGUUUCUUUGCUUCUUGCACAGCCGAGUAGUAUUGUGUGAGAAAUGUGCGCGCGCACUGAUUCGUACAACUGUUCGGCAUUUAGUGAUAUCAGUCGUUCUCUAAAACCCAGUCAAGUGUUUAGCAGCUCCAAGCAUUUCUUGAUUUUUUCGUUCAUAGGCUUCUCAUCCUCCGAAAUUAAGAGACCCCAGGAUGUUUCAAGCGUAUGUUAUGUAAAUCUUCAAGACCUCAGUUGUAUCGUUGGCUGUAUGAAAACUUGAAAGAUCUUCGUAGCUGAUGCGGAUUCUCGUUGCAUUGCGUAACGUAUUUUAAUCUUAGGAGGAAUUCAUCCAUCUGUUCACGAUUCAGGUUCUGGAUCGUCGUUGCCAUCGGAGGUUGUCCGGAGGAAUAAUGAAGUAGACCAGUCGUUUGUGAUAGAUUUUCAAAUAUGAAACGUGCUACUUACAAAUUUAUUUGUCUUCGGUUCCGUGCCCAUUGUGAUUUGUAGCUUUUAAAGCAAAAAGUACAGUUUUGACACCGUUUCAUGAUAAUGGACCCAUUUCUAAGUAAAUGAAAAUUACAAUGAUUGUGUAUUCCGUGCAUUCUGGAGAAUCGAGAAGUUUGCAUCAUGGUGACUCAAGGCUCUACACGAAAUUCAGUUCACGGUGGUAUGACGCAACCGUCCAGGAAUUAUACCCGCCGUGAUAUUUUCUUUGGCAAGUAUUUCAAGGCUGUCAAUACAUUUGGCAGACAAGUUCUGCAUCUUGUGUUUAUUUCAUUAUACUCCACAUUGGACACCAAACAUGGAAACUUGCCGAUACAUGACUAUUGGCAUGACACUCUCGGCUGGUCACAGACUCAAUACAGAAAUGCCUUCACAACUCAGGAAAGAGAACUUCUGAAAAAUGAUCCCAAGGGACCUCAUUUUGUAUGUGAUAUCACUCUCCUUUUUAAACUCAUUGUGAAAAUCUUGGGCAAUAUAACUGAGCCAUUUAUGCAAGAGUUGCGGGACUUGAAAAAUUUAAGAAAUAUGGUGUGCCACGAGGGUCUGGAUGUAGAAGAAGCAGAUCUGCAGCGUCGUGUUUCCGCUUUACGGGACAUCUGCGAGAAAAUCCUCGAAGGCGUGUGUUGUGUGACAGGUGAGGACGCAAGCGGUCAUUUAAAGGAAAUCAAAGAUGGUCUUGAGGACCUGCUGGAAGCAAAAAUUGAGGUUUCUGACGUUCAGUCAUAUUUAGAAGACGUCGAGUGUUUUAGGCAGCAAAAGCACUCAAAACUAAUCAUGGAAGGUCGACAAGAACUGAUGAGUGUGUAUUCUAAUGCCAAAAUCUUAAAUCCAUGUUCGUGGUUAAGUGAUCACAAGUUUACUGAGUUUACUGUUGACAGAAUUUUUACUACUCUCGUUAUUGUGAACAGUGGAAGUCGUAUUUUGAUGUGUGAUAUUUUAAAUGUUAAUCUCAUGAAAAUGAGGUUUGUGCCAAGAUUAGUUAUUAUAUCAGGUGUAAUGGGUGCAGGUAAAACUUCUCUUCAUCGCCAUAUUCUUCAUGAAUGGCGCAGUCAUUCCCCAGCCAUUUUUGGUUUAUCCUCAAUGGACUUAGUUAUUGGUAUUGAGUUACGGACAGUAAGCAGUGGCUCUCUCGUUCAGUUUUUGAGAGAACAACUGCUAAGAUCAACGUGUCGUCUCUUCAACGAAUCUGAUAUCAUUCCUUUGCUACAAGAAAUGAAUGUUUUGUUUUGUAUUGAUGGAAUGGAUGAAGCAGGCGUGCAUGGCAAAAUGCUUGUAAGAGAAAUUGUAAAUAAGUUCACCAACAGCCGUAUCAUUAUUACAACGAGACCAGAGUACACCUUAGAGUUGAUGCAAAUGGCGGAAGACCACAUUGUGCUCAAAAUAGAAGGUUUUGAUGAACAGGGUAAAAUGCAAUUUGUUAACAGAGUUUUUGCCGUAAAAUACCCUGUUGCGCAAAAUCGUUUAAGCCAGACUGCUAGGUUCCUACAUUUCAUGUCUACUACGUGCCAGGCUAUAAGUAAUCACCUCACUCUUCCUUUGUCACUUUCACUUUUGGUUGUACUUUGGUGUGAUGACACAGUGGAUGUCACUUCCAUAUCCACCCUCACACACCUGUAUUGUAGGAUUUACGACUUAUGUCAGAGGAAAUUAGUUUCGCGAUUAGAAGCAUCAGCCUCAGACCACUCAGUAUCUCUUAGCCGCAAGGUCAGUCGUUGGUUGACUGAGCUAGGUCGCGUUGCUUGGAAUAUGUUAUGCAAAGAUGAACUCCAUAUUAACGAAGAACAGUCAAGAUAUCUUAUGAAUCAGUGUGAAAAGGAGAACAUCGAUCCCAUUCAGACCAUGUCUGCUUUUCUGAACUGUGAAAUCAGAGAAACACUCGUGGAAACUAAGUAUUACUUUUCAUUCCAUCACUUAACUAGCCAGGAAUUUUUGGCAGCCUUGUAUAUCAGUGAAGAAGUAGAAAAAAAUAAUUCAGUCGCCGACAUCUUCAAAACCAUAGAUUCCCCGAGGUUUCAACAGCUUCUGAUGUAUGUCACAGGUCUUCUUAAGAGAAGUGGAAACCUUAACACGACAGCAGCGAGCCAAAUAAAGUCAGCUUUUCUAAUUGACAUUGGAGUACACCCUAGUGAUUGCAGCACAUGGUGGAAACUCUUGCGAGAGGCUGAAGGUGAAUAUUCUAUGACUGUGGUGAUAGGCUCAGUUGUAAAUCAGACAAAUGUGUGGAUUGUUAGUUCUGUAGAACCGAAAGAGGAAACUGAAGACAAACUGAAUUUACUAAAAGCAACAGGUGCUUCUCCUUUAGAACUGAUAAUGGAAAUUCAUUAUACCACCGUCUUCAGUAAAUGUAAAGAGUUACAGGAAAUACUCAGGCUAAUUGGAACGAGUCAGAAGACCAAAGUAAAACUUUACGUGGAGAAGGAAUUUAAUUCACCGGGACAUCAGGAAACCAAUGAUAGUUACAUAGUCCCGCUUUUUGAGAGCAACUGCAUGGUAAUAUUUAAAGGCCAUGCCGGAAAAGCUCUAAUGGCGGCACUCAGCAGUGCAACAAAUGUACAGUCACUUUAUAUAAGAGUAUCUUCACUGGAGGCACUCCACGCACUAAAGAAAAGCGUAAAAACGCAUGAGCACUGGAAGAAUACGUUCAAGGCUCAAGCAGGAUGGUCUUUGAAAUUUUUGGAGUUGUUUCUCGAUAUCGAGAGAGAUAUCUCUCCUGCGGAUGUUCCUCGGCUGCAUUAUGGAAAAGAAUUGGUCGUCAAAUUAGCAAACAUCUCUGAUGGGGAUGCUGUGUGGGCAGGCAAAGUUGUAGGUAACCUAAAUCGAACAUACACAUCCGUGAUUUUUCAGUCAUCGAGUUUGACCAUAUCUGGGAUGAAAGAAUUUUUACAUGCAGCUUCUGAUAUCACGAUCAAAACAAUUCGAGUUUUAUCCCUCCAUCCAGCAACGGUUGAUCAGAUGCAGUGUCUGGCGAAGAAAUAUCAUGUCAAAAUUGGCUGGGGUAAUUCGUGAUUUUUCCAUGUUAAGACGUUAGUGUAGUUGGUGGCACGCAGAGAUCAUCCAAUGCGCUAGUGGUAAUGUCAGGACAUAAUUGUCAGAUUCAUCCUGCUAAUAUUUUUGGUCGCUGCAUAUAGUCCUGUCACGAACAAUUAUCGAUAAUGUGUUGAAGGUUUUACUGUAUCUUCCCAAAAGUUCACAUCCACCCUUUUUUUUUCCCUCCUUUUCAUUUUGUCCCUGUUACUGUCUUCGGUUCUCACGUAUUGCCAUUUUAGGUGGCAAACCUCAGUUCAUAUUACAUUCACGCACAGCAUGUAAACUCUCUCUCUCUCUCUCUCUCUCUCUCUCUCUCUCUCUCUCUCUCUCUCUCUCUCUCUCUCUCUCUCGGAUUCUUGUGCUAAUUUAAUCCAUCCCUGAGUUAUUUCUGAUAUGAAUGGCAAUUGUCUUGUCACGAAAUUUGUUCCGGUCUCAUUUCUGCCACGCGAACUUGGCUUUCAUUGUUUUAUUUUUAUUGACAGACUCCAUGCCAUAAAAUAUUGCAGGUCUAUAACCACUGACUUGAAAAAUACAGAGCAGGAAAGACGUGGAAGACGGAUUUCACAGGGGCCCUUUGCUCCACGCGGCGUUGGAGGCGCUGAUGACGUUAUUGAUUGUCUUGUAUUUGUCGUUUCCAUUUCAUGUACAUUUUCCCACUUCAUUAUGACGCCAUGUAGUGUUUCUUGUAUCCGUGCGUUAUCUAUUUUGGUGCUAAAGUCUUAUAUUUUUCCUUAAUUUUUCUUUAUUUAAAUUAUAUUUUGUCCCUCCAAUUUAUUUUCGUGUUCCUUCUGUGCGUCCUUCAGUUCUCUACUUUCUCUCCCGUCUUCCUCAAUGCUAUACAGCAGACGCAUAGUGCAAUCACAUGUUGCAGAAUGAACAAAACACUUUGAAUGCCCAUUCAAAGGAGUCCAUCAGGAAAUUCAGUGUAGUUGUUGGUGUACGUUUCAAGUGAUUUCUGCGGGUAGAAUGGUGAUAAUGUUUACUUGGACCGAAUGCUAGGUGCCUUGAGAUCACUGAAGUUGAAAAACGUCAGGAUUUUCCUGAACUACGUCAUGUUUGUUUAAAAUCGCUACACUUGGUGUGCUGGGUGAUGUGAAAGUGGAAAAAUGUCGUUACAUAAAAUGAAUGUUAUACCCUAAUAUGAAGGUAAUUGGAAAAGAGGAAGGGUAGAUCGAAACCUUUUCGUCAUUGUAGAAAGACGGAUAAAUGAUCGUAUGAGGUGACUUCCCUCACUCGAUCAAAAAGUCUUCUAACAACAGUGAAGAUACUAGCUGUGGUUGUGUGUGCUGUAAAACAUUGAAGGUGAUAUCUUGUGAGUUGACGUUAUCUAAUGGACAGUUUGUGCGGCUGUGCCGGUUUGCCCCAGUUAUAUAGGCCUAUUUGAUUUUUAUGAAGGUUUCUUAAAGCUGUGAUUACUAGAUAUUUCUUCAGUACCUUUUUUUUUUACUUAAGUUUUGUACAUUCAACCAAAGAUACAAUUUUUAUGGUAAUGAGCCAUUUGAUAAAUCACGUUGAGGUAAUUAAGAGUAGAAUUCAAGAAGAGUAUUUUUCUUAAAGUACAUUGUAUAUAGUUUGUACAUCUGUAAUAAAAAUUCAGAAGUGAGAAA
Messenger RNA from Macrobrachium nipponense, 6600 nucleotides. RefSeq lists its product as uncharacterized. The record is from RefSeq and is a predicted model, not a curated record. The coding region runs from base 2090 to 4972 and encodes 960 amino acids. NCBI's taxonomy places the organism in Eukaryota, Metazoa, Arthropoda, Malacostraca, Decapoda, Palaemonidae. The transcript has 2 exons.